CCCUUCACUCAAGAUGGCCCUCGCCAACCUGUCACCACCGAUGUCCGUCCGUUUUGACGAUGAAAUCUCCCUCCUGCAGGCCAUGUACCCAGAUACUGUGGUGUUCAAUCCACAAAGUCGGGAAUUGCACUACACAUCAGCCGCGACUCCCAGCGCAAACAUCACGUUCAGACUACCCGAGGGAUAUCCAGAGCGUGGACUUCCGGACAUCAUUUCAGCGCGCGACGGAGCGAAAACCGAUGUCCGCGACAGGACGAAGCACGCUGUGGACGCUGACAGGCUCGAGGAGGGUGUGGAGGUUCUCGACCAGUUGAUUACUAUCUUUGAGCAUCUCGUCGGUGAGAUUCAUGCUCAAAUCAUCGAGGCACAGGCAAGUGAUCGUGAGUCCACUUCAGCCGCAGCACCGUCCAGAUCGACUGGGCCGAAGAACAAGACGGUGAUAAUAUGGCUGCAUCACUUACUUAAUACGUCGAAAAGGAAACUGGCGAUAACACCGUCGGUCACUCCCAGCUCUACAACGCCGAACAAGAAAGGUGCCAGUGUGGCUACCAUUGUCAGUGGUAUAUCUGGAAUCACAAAACCAGGAUAUCCAGGGGUAAUGAUCUUCUCCGGCCCAAAGGACCUGGUGGACUCGCAUGUCCGGGAACUGAGAUCGCAGAAUUGGCAGGCUUUCCAGGUACGGUGGGAUUCCGAGGAUGAUGGCACCAGCCACGGAGGACAAGGCCAGGGGGCCCUUGGGGAUGAAUUCGACUUCACACAGGGCAAGGGCAAGAUCGUCGAGGUCGAGAGCAUGGCGGAGGUCGUCAAAGGGCUCGUGAGGGAGAAGGAUAGGGAGGUCUUUUUGAGAGCGGUAGGUGUCAAGUGAGGAUGGACAUGCAAUCGUGAAGUGAUCGAGGAGGACAUCAAGACGAUUUGCCUCAUUGGGGUGUGAUUCGCCAGCCAUACUACCACUUGGUCAUUGGAGGCUUUUUCACCCAGGAGGUCAAUUGACCACCCAGCCUACCGGCCAAAAAAAGAGCCUCCUUCACGAAGAGGUCAAAUGGACCACCUAGACUACCGGCAAAAAAAAAAGAGCCUCCUGGCCUACCGUCAAAUAAAAGAGCCUCUUUUCACAGGAGGUCAAAUGGCCUCAUGGACUACCGGCAAAAAAAAGAGCCUCCUUUCGCAGGAGGUCAAGUGUAUUACCAGACUACUGCCAGGACGCUCGAGGCUCUUCCUCCUAGGGGGAUUAAUGGACCUUUGAUGGUUCGUCUUUCAAGUCUCGAGACACUGUCGGUACGACUCUGAAGCACGUUAAGAAUUAUGGUAUAGCUCUUCAACGAUGAAUGUGCUUCUUAGGAAAACGAAAGAUCCAAGGA
Molecule: messenger RNA, 1358 nt
Organism: Exophiala viscosa
Lineage: Eukaryota; Fungi; Ascomycota; Eurotiomycetes; Chaetothyriales; Herpotrichiellaceae
Exons: 1
Coding region: 14-865 (283 amino acids)
Source: RefSeq, a predicted model, not a curated record